AUGUAUUCGAUUAUUUUACCAACUCUCGGAGCGACCGAACUUCCGAACAAGUCUCAUCGACACCUCCAACCGACUAAGAAAAUGCGAUCGCUCUUUGAGCCUUCGUUGAAAUUUCUCUUAAUCUUUUACUCUCUUUUUCAUUAUUCUUCGGCUUAUCGACGAGACAAAAGAUAUUUGGUUUUUCCAACACCGAGUGCCAACGCAGCAACGAAAGUACAGCUAAUCCUCGGGCUCGGUUUACCCAUGGAGGUCGACGUCAGCAUGAUUAUCGGAUAUGUGAUGAAAUUUAAUUACGUCCUGCCCUAUAACGCCUCCUACUUGACGGAUUCAUUCGUACGGUAUGAGAGAUCGAUCGACCAUGACGAUUCCGUGAAGGAGAACAAUGGAUUUGACGUUCGAACAUCGAAUAUACCUGACUCACUGACUACAUCCAGGUGGGAACUCUACGAGAUCAUCGAAUCGGUUUUGGAAAAUUCGCAUUAUGGCAAAGUCUGUCUUUUAAGAAUGAUUUGCGAGGCUGCUGAUGUACCAUUUAACAGAAUGCACGGACUCGCAGGACAAUUAUUUCGUGUACUUUUCACGCCUUCAACAACCUCGGACACAUUUAGAUCUCAUGCCGAUCAGGAAUAUCACGGUGCGGAAUUGGCAGGUCGACAAAAUCCCGAGCGAUGUCAGAGUAUAUUUUCCGAAUGUCCGGAAAGUCUGCUCGAAUACUUUACCGAGAUUCGAGAAUAAUUUAUCGCUUAAAUGUUGUCGUUUCGCCUACGCAUCGACGUUAUACCGUUUGCAAACGUCCAUUCGAACUCAUUCUCCUUCGGGGCUGAACUAAUAAAGUUGAUUCGAAUCCCGCAAUGUUACGA
Molecule: messenger RNA, 860 nt
Organism: Vespula pensylvanica (western yellowjacket)
Lineage: Eukaryota; Metazoa; Arthropoda; Insecta; Hymenoptera; Vespidae
Exons: 5
Coding region: 1-735 (244 amino acids)
Source: RefSeq, a predicted model, not a curated record